This is a messenger RNA of Cynoglossus semilaevis (tongue sole), 3061 nucleotides long. It is a transcript of the gene rragca, whose product is annotated as Ras-related GTP binding Ca. The coding region runs from base 190 to 1341 and encodes 383 amino acids. Gene Ontology annotation, cellular component: lysosome; nucleus; Gtr1-Gtr2 GTPase complex. NCBI's taxonomy places the organism in Eukaryota, Metazoa, Chordata, Actinopteri, Pleuronectiformes, Cynoglossidae. The record is from RefSeq and is a predicted model, not a curated record. Gene Ontology annotation, biological process: positive regulation of TORC1 signaling; cellular response to starvation; negative regulation of autophagy. Gene Ontology annotation, molecular function: GTPase activity; GTP binding. The transcript has 7 exons.
GGUAGAGGAAGUCCGAAGGAAAUGUGUGGGAUCACGCUCUGUGUUUUCCAGUAGUCGGGAUAUUAAACAAACUACUUUCACUUGGUCGGCUGUAGUUUUCGGAGCACACGGCUGUUCUUCUUAUUACGUGUGUGCUGAUCGAUGAGUUAGGGGGGAGGGGGAAGGGGAAGCGACUGGCGUUGGGUCAAAAUGUCGAUUCAGUACGAUGUGGAGCCGCUGGCUGACAGCUACGGGGUGGCUGACUCGUUCCCCAAAGAUUUCGGUUACGGUGAAGAGGAGGAGGCCGACAUCGAGGACAGUCCGUCGCCGUCCGAUUCCAAACCCAGAAUCCUGCUCAUGGGUUUGAGGAGAAGCGGAAAAUCAUCGAUUCAGAAGGUGGUUUUCCACAAGAUGUCUCCCAAUGAGACUCUGUUUCUGGAGAGCACCAACAAGAUCUACAAGGACGACAUCUCCAGCAGCUCCUUCGUCAACUUCCAGAUUUGGGACUUCCCAGGUCAGAUCGACUUCAUCGACCCCACCUUCGACUAUGAGAUGAUCUUCAGAGGAACCGGGGCGUUGAUAUUUGUCAUCGAUGCUCAGGACGACUACGUGGAGGCUCUGGGCCGACUCCACCUCACAGUGUCCCGGGCGUUCAGGGUCAACCCGGAGAUCAACUUCGAGGUGUUCAUCCACAAAGUGGACGGCCUUUCGGACGAUCACAAGAUCGAAACGCAGAGAGACAUCCACCAGAGGGCGAACGAUGAUCUGGCUGAUGCCAGCUUGGAGAAGCUUCAUCUCAGCUUUUACCUGACGAGUAUUUACGACCACUCCAUCUUCGAGGCCUUCAGCAAAGUGGUGCAGAAGCUCAUCCCUCAGCUGCCCACUCUGGAGAACCUCCUCAACAUCUUCAUUUCUAAUUCAGGGAUAGAAAAGGCCUUCCUGUUCGACGUGGUCAGUAAGAUCUACAUCGCCACGGACAGCUCCCCCGUGGACAUGCAGUCGUACGAACUGUGCUGUGACAUGAUCGAUGUGGUCAUCGACGUCUCCUGCAUCUACGGCCUGCGGGAAGACGGCAGCGGCAGCGCCUACGACAAGGAGUCGAUGGCGAUCAUCAAACUCAACAACACGACCGUGCUGUACCUUAAAGAGGUCACAAAGUUCCUGGCCCUGGUCUGCAUCCUGCGAGAAGAAAGCUUCGAGCGCAAAGGUUUGAUAGACUACAACUUCCACUGUUUUAGAAAGGCCAUACACGAAGUAUUCGAGGUGGGCGUUUCCACGCAGCGUCCAAUGGGGCCCCCGGGCGUGGGCUCGCCUUGUCAUAAGGCCGUGGCACUAAACGGAACGCCGCGCAGCACCGUCUAGACACUGAUUCACAUUUUUUAAAUAAUAAAAACCGUAAAAAUAGGAAAGAGGAAAAGGAACGGCAGAGAAGGACCGGGGAGCCCCACGGAGGACAGACUACAGACCGGGGGGGCCGUCUGUGGGCCCCGCCCCCCCAGACCACAGACCACACUCUGUGGCUCCCUGAGCACUGACAGGAGGAGAAGGACGCUGCAGCACUGACGGUUCUCCGACUCCUCUUCUGGUUCACACGGAGGAGGAGGUCCAGCAUUUGUUCAGACCAGUGCUCCUACACCGUGACGGCUGUGAGGAACCGGGACAGAACCGGGAGUCUGACCUUUUUUUUCUUUUGGACUCGACCCACGUGGUCCAGACUGUAACACUUAGCUGCUUGUUUCUCUGUGUGAACAAUGUGAAAAAAAAAACAAAAAACAAAAAAACAACCGACCAUAAUCCAAACCUCUGUGACUGUGGAGACAGUUUGAACCUGAACACUGAUAAAAAACAACACUGAUGGAUGUGAACCCCUGGUCCUGGUCCUGGUCCUGGUCCACAUGUGUUCAUAGACGGCCUUAUGUACAGAAGACGAAGCUUGGCUGCUGUUCAAGCUCUCGCUCUCUUCACUCUUUCUCUCUGUCUCUCCCCCUCCCUCCCCCACCACCACUCGGCUCAUAUCACCCAAACCCUGAAUGCUGCCCAAAACGUACGUUUUGGAUUUGUGUCAGAAGGGAAGUCUAAAAAGGGAUCGAACUGUCGACAUGACGUUUGGCUGUGUGUGUGUUUGUGUACGAUACUGUGCAAAAGUUUGAGGUACUUUUAGAAAUACACUGUAUACACUCUUCUUCUUUUUGGCAUCCCCUUUUUUUUUCUUUCCUUUUGACGUGUUAAACUCAAAUGCAGAGAAGCAGAAGUUGUCACGGGUUGAGCACAACAGGAAACCAGUCUGUUUCUCCGGCUGAUCAGGUCCGGCAACCCGACUGCCUCGCGAGUGAGGCAAGGCAGUCAGCAGCUGCGCCGCCGUGCCUGUGGUCCACGCCCCAGAUGUUUUAUUUUUAGAGAAAAGACCUAAAAUGCUGUUCUGCAGUUUAAUGUUGUUAAGGACAAAAGUAGUUCAAAAAAAAAGAAAAUGGCCGCCUGAAACUUUUGCGCAGUACUGUGUGUGUGUUGAUGAGUCUCUGUGUGUGUGUGUGUUUGCUCUGGUAAUGGACCAUUCAGAAUUGUUGGUUUGUCCUAUUUGCCAAUUUAACUGCAGGUCGGCAGAAUUAUACUAUUAAUAAAAAAAAUAAUAAUUUAAACGCUUUGUCAAAAAUCUAAACUUUGAUCGAAUUUCUAUUGAGCUUAAUUAAAAAUAAAUAGAAUUGAUUUCUUUUAACAAAAAAAUUAAAACACUGCAGGAAAAAAAGAGAGAAAAUAAUCAGUGAUCAAUAAUCUGUUUUUCAUGGUAUGAAGAAAGUGAAUUCACCUCAAACCUCGAUGAUGUCAAACAUUUAAACCGUUUCCACUUUUUUCCACCUGCAGUUCCGUCUCAGGCCAAAAGGGUGCGUUAUCUGUUCUUAUUUAUUCAGACUGUGAUCAGCACGACCUCCCAACGACUGGAUCUGUGUCAGGCCCGUGAACGUCUGUGUGUUGUCACCUUGUGUUGACCUUUGACCUUAACACUGCUCACUGUCUCAAAAUCUGAGGAUGUGAUCGUGAAACCAAUCGAGUUCAGGUUAAAAAACAGUGAAGAAGAAGAAGUAGU